Messenger RNA from Aedes aegypti (yellow fever mosquito), 1200 nucleotides. Its product is annotated as ribonuclease H2 subunit A. The coding region runs from base 144 to 1151 and encodes 335 amino acids. Gene Ontology annotation, cellular component: ribonuclease H2 complex. Gene Ontology annotation, molecular function: RNA-DNA hybrid ribonuclease activity; RNA binding. The record is from RefSeq and is a predicted model, not a curated record. NCBI's taxonomy places the organism in Eukaryota, Metazoa, Arthropoda, Insecta, Diptera, Culicidae. Gene Ontology annotation, biological process: mismatch repair; DNA replication, removal of RNA primer. The transcript has 2 exons.
UCUUAAAGUCCAGCCGAAAAUCGACCGCGACAAAGCGCGCUCAUUUCGAGUGUUUGUUUUGCUUGCUUUGUAUAAACGUUUUCCAUUAAAUUUUGAAUUUACUAGGAUUUGUCGGUGAUAACAAACACUAAAAUUAUUAGACAAUGGCAGCUGUUUCCCCUAAGUUGAAACAAGAAAAAAAUCUGGAGGAAGAGGAACCGAAAUCCAAGCGGUGUAAAAUCGACAGCCUAGAAUCGCUCGGGCCGUACAUUAGCAGCAAGGAUAAUGCAAAAAACUUCACUUACAUCUCGGAAAUUCCUCAGAUCUGCCAGGACGAACCGUGCGUUCUUGGAGUAGAUGAGGCGGGUCGUGGACCGGUUCUGGGGCCCAUGGUGUACGGAAUCGCGUUCUGUCCCAUCACCAAAAAGGAAGUCCUCAAAAAGUUAGGAUUUGCCGAUUCUAAACAACUGACGGAGGAGAAAAGAGACGUAAUCUUUGACGAAAUGAAUCAGAAGGAUUAUGCCGUCGAAAGCAUCGGCUGGGCCGUAGAGGUUAUCGCUCCCAACGACAUUUGUAUGAGUAUGUUGCGCCGCACGAAACGGUCCCUGAAUGAGGUAUCGAUGGAUUCGGCCAUAGGUCUGAUACGCAAAGCCAUCGAGGCCGGUGUUAAUAUAGCGGAAGUUUAUGUAGAUACGGUUGGGCCUCCGGAGAAGUAUCAAGCCAAGUUGAAGCAAAUUUUUCCCAAGUUUAAGAUCACCGUUGCCAAAAAAGCCGAUAGUACCUAUCCGAUCGUUUCGGCGGCCAGUAUCUGUGCGAAGGUCAGCCGAGAUCAUGCUCUGAAGGUGUGGUCAUUCCGCGAAGGCUUGGAGCCGGGCAUCAACUUCGGAAGUGGCUACCCAGGCGAUCCGGUUACGAAAAAUUUCCUGGGAACGUAUGAUCUAGUAUUUGGUUUUCCGCGAUUGGUUCGCUUCAGCUGGUCGACUGCCGGGAAGGCUUUGGAAAAGAAGGCCUACGACAUGGAGUUCGACGACGAGGACGAAGAACAGGAGAAGCAGAAAGCUACCUACGGGAGCGAAAAACUGUCCAAAUAUUUUGCUGCCGAUCGGAACGAACAACGGAAGCGACAUGAAUACUUCCGGGAGCGAUGCUUGGAACAUGUGGCUGAUAUUUAGAGAAAAAUAAGAAUGGUAAUUAAAUAAUGGUUAUUCAAUUUGAUCAUAA